Molecule: messenger RNA, 1972 nt
Organism: Paramuricea clavata
Lineage: Eukaryota; Metazoa; Cnidaria; Anthozoa; Malacalcyonacea; Plexauridae
Source: the annotation of a GenBank genome assembly
AUGUGGAAACAUGCAAAUGUACUACCAGUACCUAAAGAAUCUAUCUUAAACUCUCUUAAUCAACUAAGACCAAUCUCUUUAACAGAUAUUAUAAUGAGAUUAUUUGAAAGAAGUGUGUUCAAAACUGAGAUAGCACAUGUUACAAGACACGCUAUUGAUUCAGAUCAGUUUGCAUACAAGGAAGGUCACAAUUCGAUUAUGGCUCUGAUCAAGUGCCAACACACAUGGUUAAGAUGGUUAGAAGGAGAUGCAAAAUAUGUCAGAGUAUUAUCUUUUGACUUUCGCAAAGCAUUCGAUAGCGUUCCACACGAUAUUUUAUGUGAGAAGCUUAAGAAGCUCCCCAUCAACCCAUAUGUUACUAAUUGGCUGAUUAGUUUUCUGGAGGAUAGGAAACAGAGGGUAGUGGUUGAUGGAAUAGAAACUGAAUACUUGAACAUUAAUCGAGGUGUUCCCCAAGGAACAGUUCUGGGUCCUGUCCUCUUUUCGAUCAUGGUGAAUGACAUCAAAACAGUUAACCCCAUAAACCAGUUAGUUAAGUUCGCGGAUGACAUGACAUUAGAAGUACCAGGGAAUGAAAACGGAGAUACAUCCCAAGCCGAAGUGGACAGUAUACAAACAUGGUCUGAAAAUAAUCGAAUGUCCUUAAAUAUGGAAAAGACGUAUGAAAUGAUUGUUAGGAGAAAUAUCCCUACGCUGUUGCCUGAUCCUUUUCCAUUUAUUAAACGAAGGACGUGGUUAAAGAUUUUAGGAAUUACAUUACAGGAUCUCCCUUCCAAGUGGGAUUUGCAUUUUGAUGAAAUGUUGAAAAAAGCCAGUGCAAGAAUGUACAUAAUGCGUGUCUGUAAAUACUAUGGCUUCCCAAUCAAACAACUGGACAUGCUGUUUAACACUUUAAUUAUGCCUAUAAUCACUUACGGCAUAGAACUUUGGGGAGGCGCAUACUUCAAUAAAUACAUUAGUCAAAUAGACAAAUUCAUCAAUCGCGCUCACAGAAAUGGUUACAUAUCGGAAAAAUUGAAUAUUAAGGAGAUAAGCAUCAAAAGGGACAAGAAACUUUGGGAUAAAGUAAUACAUAAUAAAGAUAAUGCACUACAGGAGCUUUUACCAGAUAAAUUAAAUAGACACCUUAGGCCAAGGGGACACGAGUUUGAACUUCCAUUAGUGAGAACAGAGCGAUUUAAAAGUUCUUUUGUAAAUCGAUGUUUGUUUAACUUUGUUUAACCAAUUUUAACCUUUACCUUUUUAACAUUAUUAAUAUUUUUAUCCAUAACUGUAUAUAUCUAGUUAUUACCUUAUAGAUAUCAAUAAUUUUAUCUUAUAUAUUUUUAUAAUGUAAACUCACAGACGGGUGUUCUUGAGUAUGAAUAAAGACUGUUAUUAUUAUUAUUAUUAUUACCGUCUAAUUUCAAAAUUUGCGGUUUUGGUGUAAAUAGGUAAUGGGACAAGUACUGGUGUGAGACAUUGUGUAACCUAAAUAAUUAGAGGACCAGUAUUCAAAUUUAUUGUUAUUUACUCCAACUUCAAUAGUAUAGACUGCAUAUACGUGAUAGAUUAUGGCAAGAUGAUUAUAGGAACUAAAAAAGGUGUGAAAUAGCAAGAGAAGGGAUACGAAAAGUAGAGAGAAAAAAAAGGAGGAAAAAGGAAAGGCAACCCUGUACGCGUUUCGACCUAACAGUCUUCUUCAGCAGGGUUUUUUAAAGGGGGGUGUAGGUAGAAUUUGCAGAGGAGAAUGAAGGAGAGUUUAGGAGUUCGCAUAAACUAUGGCAUAAAAACAAAAAUGAAGGGUUGGAGGAGAGUGAGAAAUGAAACUCUAACCUUACUUCUCCAGAUGUGCGAUGAAUGGCUAAAAAAUAUGGAUGAGGGUAAAAUAACUGGUCUUGUUUCUCUGGAUAUCAAGAAAGCAUUUGAUUCAAUUAACCAUCAAAUUUUAAUGUCAAAAAUGAAAGACCAGUUUGGUAUUCGUGAAAAUUAA